GAUAGAUAGAAUCGGUUUCGGAGAUGCCUCGUUGACCUCCAGCGGGGGUUCGAGGAAAGCAGGCUGGCCGGAACGCUCAGCUCACAGCGUUGCCAGCGCGGAGAAAGAGGGGCCGAAUAGGCAGAGGAGCUAAGGGCAGCGAGCGACGAGGAGCUUGGGGGACUCCCUCGCAGUCUGUUCCCUCGCUUUCGCUUUCACUCCCGAGCUGGGCGCAGAGGAAGCGCUUAGAAGAGCGGCGGCCUCACAGGUGAGCUAUGAACAGCUAGAGGGGCUGGUGCAGUCGAUUUCUGUCCUGCAGCUGAGCAAGCAGAGGUACCAGCUCUCCCGGACUGGAAAAGAGACCAACAGUUGGCGGUUAUUAAAGGAAAGAGCGAAGCGUAACAGCAUACGCAACCCACUGCGCAUGCUCAGAGUGGCCCCGGCGGCUGCGCCUUCCCUGCAAGGCCGGAUCCCCUCGCUCUCUUCAGACUUUGCAUCCAAGAAUAUCAUAACCAUCUGAAUAACCUGACAUGCUGCUGUUUUGAGAUCAGACUUUCGCUUUGAAGAUGGUGAAAAUAUUCUUAUUGCUAGGUAUUUUAAAUCUUGCUAUUCCGUUGAGCUGUGAUCACCAUAAUGAGACAGGCUAUUCAAGCAAACCAUUUCCUUGGAAUAAAAUGAGGCUUCCCAAACAUGUUGUUCCAGUUCAUUAUGACCUUCUUAUUCAUCCAAACCUGACCACUCUUACCUUUACUGGAUUUGCCAAAAUAGAGAUUUCAGUACUUCAACAAACCAGUUCAAUCAUCCUGCACAGCAAAUAUCUCCACAUUUCCAAAGCUGCCAUUCAAGGAGAAAUGGAAGGUAUUAAUACUAAGCAAGGAGUGACAGUUUCAGAAUACCCACCAUUUGAACAGAUUGCACUUCUUACUGGUGAAGCACUGCAGGCUGGAAACAACUAUUUUAUUAUUAUUGAAUAUUUUGCUAAUUUGUCAGACAAUUUCCAUGGCUUCUAUAAAAGUACAUACAGAACUCCAGAAGGAGAAGAAAGGGUGCUUGCAUUAACACAAUUUGAACCAACAGCUGCACGAAUGGCCUUCCCUUGCUUUGAUGAACCAGCAUUCAAAGCUAGAUUUUCUGUUAAGAUCAGAAGAGAACAGAAACAUCAUGGACUAUCUAACAUGCCUUUAGUGAAAUCGAUAAAUAUAAUGGAAUGGCUCAUUGAAGACCACUUUGAGAUGAGUGUAAAAAUGAGCACCUAUCUGGUAGCCUUCAUGGUUUCAGAUUUCAAAUCAAUCACAAAGAUGACCUCUCGGGGAAUUAAGGUUUCAAUAUAUACUGUGCCAUACAAGAUCAAUCAAGCAUACUAUGCCUUGGAUUCAGCCGUAAAACUACUAGACUUCUAUGAGGGAUAUUUUAGCAUUCCAUAUCCUUUGCCUAAACAAGACUUAGCAGCUAUUCCUGAUUUUCAGUCUGGAGCAAUGGAGAACUGGGGAUUGACUACAUACAGGGAAAGCUCCUUGUUAUAUGAUCCCGAAAAGUCGUCAGCAUCAUCUAGACUUGGGAUUACUAUGGUUAUAGCCCAUGAACUUGCUCAUCAGUGGUUUGGAAACCUGGUCACCAUGGAAUGGUGGAAUGAUCUUUGGCUGAAUGAAGGCUUUGCAAAAUUCAUGGAAUAUGUGUCGGUAAACAUUACCCAUCCAGAGUUGGGAGUUGAAGAUUAUUUUUUAGAUAAAUAUUUUAAUGCCAUGGAGGUGGAUGCAUUAAAUUCCUCACACCCUAUAUCUACUGCUGUUGAAGAUCCAGCUCAGAUUCUAGAAAUGUUUGAUGAGGUAUCCUAUGAUAAGGGAUCUUGCAUUCUCAGUAUGCUAAGGGAAUAUCUUGGCUCAACGGUGUUUGAAGCAGGCAUUGUAAAAUAUUUGCUGCGAUUUAGCUAUCAGAAUACACAAAGUGAAGAUCUGUGGAAUAGCCUGUCAGAAAUUUGCCCUGCAGGUAGUGCUGAUGAAAGUCAAGCUGAAGAUGGGGUUUGUGCCAGAAGCCAGGAGGCAAUCUCAAGUUCACACUGGACCAAGAGUGCACUCCAUGAUGUGAAGACGAUGAUGAACACUUGGACACUACAAAAAGGGUUUCCAUUAGUAACUGUGACAGUGAGAGGGAAAAACAUCCAUCUCCAGCAAGAACACUAUAUGAAGGGCUCUCAUCUUUCCUCACCAACAGGGUACCUGUGGCACAUUCCACUAACGUACAUUACCAGUAAAUCUGACAUAGUUCAAAGGUUUUUGCUGAGAACCAAAACAGAUAGCUUCAUCCUCCCAGAAGAGGUGGAAUGGAUAAAAUUCAACGUCGGAAUGAAUGGUUAUUAUAUUGUGCACUAUGGAGAUGAUGGAUGGGAUGCACUGAUCAGCCUUUUAAAAGAAAACCAUAAUGCAAUUAGCAGCAAUGACAGAGCCAGCCUUAUCAACAGUGUAUUCCAGCUGGUGAGUGCUGAAAAGUUGUGCAUCACCAAAGCUCUUGAUUUAACUUUAUAUCUACAACAUGAAUCUAAAGUUAAUCCUGUAUCACAAGGACUGAGUGAACUGGUUCCCAUAUACAAGCUGCUGGAGAAGAGGGACAUGAGUGACACAGCAGAUCAACUAAAGGGAUAUUUAGUCAAUCUUUUUAAAAACAUAAUUGACAAACAAUCUUGGACUGAUGAGGGCUCAAUGGCUGAACGAAUACUUCGCAGUACCCUUCUCACAUUUGCUUGUGUGCGGAAGUACCAGCCAUGUGUGGACAAAGCAAUGGAAUAUUUUAUGAAGUGGAAGGACUCUGAUGGAACUCUACAUUUGCCCAGUGAUAUUAAACUGGCAGUAUAUGCUGUUGGAGCGCAGACGGACGAAGGUUGGGAUUUCCUUUUUAGCAAAUACCAACUACCAAAGUUCAACACUGAAAAAGGCCAGAUUGAAGUUGUCCUUACCCUGAGUUGCAAUAAGGAAAAGCUCCAGUGGAUAAUGGAUCAAGCUUUGCAAGGUGACACUAUAAAGACUCAAGAUCUUCCACACAUAGUUGUGUCUGUUGGAAGAAAUCCUGAUGGUUAUCAAUUGGCUUGGAAGUUUUUGAAGGAGAACUGGCCAAAACUUGUACAAAAGUUUGAACUUGGCUCUCAUUCUCUUGCAAACAUGAUUACUGGAGUGACAAAUAAGUAUUCCACAAAGGGACAGCUUGAGGAGGUUAAAGACUUCUUCAGCGCUCUUGACAAAAAAAGCUCACAGCUCCGUUCUGUUGAACAAGCAAUAGAAACCAUUGAAGAAAAUAUCCAGUGGAUGCAUAAAAACCUUGAAAAAAUCCAAAAGUGGUUACAGACUAAUAGUAAAGUGUGAAAUUGUGUGAACCACCAUUUCUGAAAAACAACUAUUUUGCACCGGAAGACUGCUCCUUUGCCUUAAAAGGGAAAAGAAAAACCCACAUCAUGUAACUGCAGUCAAACAAAGAACACUGAGAAUAAAUAUCAGAAAUUAAAAAAUAGCCAGUCUGUAACAAAAAUUUUAAAUAUGAAUAUUUAUCAAGAACAAUUGAACUGAAUGAAAGGCAUUUUGAUUUCUGGCCAAUAUACAAUCAGAGGGCCAAGCUACAAGUGACAAAUGACACUUGAAUGGCAAGUGUAUUUCUCCCUGUUCACUUGCCCUCCACUCAAUCCACUUGCCAGGCAAGUGUCUUUCGUCAUGUGUAGCUUGGCCCCUAGUUAGAUCUCCCAAUAUUUUUCUUUUUCUCUUUAACUUCUCCAUGUACUACUUCCUCAAUCUCCCUCAGCUGCUAUUCAGCUCAGAGGGAACAACAUCAGGCAGGCCUGUCACAGAUUUGCCAUGUAUAACACAGUCUGGCACUUGGGACAAAUUUAUACAUGUAUCGGAAUUAUGCCACAGCUACAAAACAAAAGGUGAUUUGCUCUCACAGUUUAAAUACCUAGAGACCAAGCUGUUGUAUCACCUAACAUUGCCUCAAGAAAUGUGUGUACCACAUUUCUUAACAGUCUUGGAAUUGUUUUCAUAUCUCUUUAUUUUCCUCAGAUAAUUUGACUACUGAUGUGAUCAAGCUCAGCCAUUUUGAUUUAACUUUUAGUAAGGUACAUAUUUUUUUAAAAGGUUAUAUGCUGUUAUAAUGUCAUAAGUUCUUGUACAAAGAUGGUCAGAGUAUGCAGCUCUUAUAUACAAUGAAGUAACAAAUAUUGGCUUUAAAAUUCAGUAGAAGCUGGCACGUACAAGCUUGAGAAUUUACAUGGCCAACUUCUAAACAUGCCACAAAAGCACUCUUAGAGAAGUGUGUUGCAACUUUUGGGCCUCAAAUUCAUGACUUUUAUUUUGUGACCCUUUAAAACUAUGGUGUGUGUACAUCAGUACCUGCUGGUUCAGAACUAUGUAGUCCCUUGUACUCCCAGAUUCUCCCACUUCUUCUCUUAAUUGUUCUCCCUGUUUUCAAAUAAUUUCAGAGUAUGCACAGCAGCUUCACAAAUUGCCCAUGUUAGUAGUGGCAGAGGUGAUGUAAAACAGGUCAGAACAGAGAAUAAGUUCUUCUAUGUGUCUUUUCCCCCCCCCCAAUAUCUCUUUACUUACGGACAGUCAGAACUCCCAGAACAGCUUCAGCCUCAUGCAGUGAUCCCAUGACUAGUCUAACCACAUAGUGUAAAUUUUGACAUUGCUAAUAAUAAAUGUCCUACCUUUUUGGAA
Molecule: messenger RNA, 4676 nt
Organism: Eublepharis macularius
Lineage: Eukaryota; Metazoa; Chordata; Lepidosauria; Squamata; Eublepharidae
Gene: ERAP1
Product: endoplasmic reticulum aminopeptidase 1
Exons: 20
Coding region: 546-3332 (928 amino acids)
Biological process (GO): peptide catabolic process; proteolysis
Cellular component (GO): cytoplasm
Molecular function (GO): zinc ion binding; peptide binding; metalloaminopeptidase activity
Source: RefSeq, a predicted model, not a curated record